UCGAAGCAAUAUGGAUUCGAAGAAAUUGACCAUUCAAAGGAAGCACCAAAACCCAAAGUGUCACGGGCUGAUUUUCCUCUUUUCGAUGCGUUGUUCGGUUGAAAAUUUUGCCAAACUUCGGCUUGAUAUUAAAUUCUUCGCCACUAAAUUCUGUGUGAAAACAAAUAACUAAAUUUAAUCCCGAGCUAGCUUUUAUAGUUACACAAGUGCAAUUUCAGCGUAAAUUAGAUAUUUUCCAUUAAACGGAAUACGUCGACAGUUAUGGUACUGACUACGCAAAAGGAGCCGGCGGCCGACGACUGUGGAAGAGGCUGCGGUAAAAAAUACGUUUACAACAUUGACGCCAGGGAGGGCGGCUUCCGACAAGACUUCGGUAACACGAUCCAUUCCAAGUUUGGAGCGGCGAACACCAGUGUGUACCUAGACCAUCGAUACACGCGGCAAUGGGAGCAUUUCCUUGGACGACAAAAGUUCACCAUCCACAACCUGUCGACGCUACAGUUCGGUUCGGCGGCGGACUUGCGCUCCGGCGAGCCGCGCGAGUGGGCCUACACGGAGAGACCCAACGGUGACUACCGCUACUACGAGCGGCGCCAUUUCGGCGGCGUCACCGACAGCUACCUGGACAGCUUCACCAACCUGGACAAGACGGUGUACGGCCGGCUGUGUCCGCCGCCGGCGCCCUGCCAGUCCUGGUGGCUGCCCUUCUCGCAGGUCAACAUACGGUGACCAGCCGCGGGCGGAGGAGAGGGACGGGAAGGGGGAGGGCAGGGGUAGCACGUGACAGGGUGAGUCAGCGGGGUGAACGCGCUGGAAGAUAAGACAUCGUGUUAGGAAAAGGUCACGCCAGUUGACACUCAGCUAAGACACUGUAUUCCAUUGUGGCGACGGUUACCGUCAUUGCGUCAAAGUCGUAUCAUGUCUCAAUUGCCGUCCGAUUAAAAUACUGACGCCUUUGGAUGUCUUACACAAUGCUUCAAAUACCUUGCAUUACUUUACAUUUAAAAAUGGUGAGAUAAUUCUGCAUUCAUCUUGUAACGAUAAAGUGUAACAAUUAAAUAUGUUCAACUGCUACCUACAUGUUAACGUUAGCUUUAUGUGCUAAGGGUUCACUGAUCCUAGAAGUGCCAUUUUUUAUCCUUUUUGUCCAUGUUGGUUGAUAAUGUACCUGCAAUUAUUACUUUUGUAACACUCGGCGUAAUACACAAUGUUCAACACAA
Molecule: messenger RNA, 1220 nt
Organism: Amphibalanus amphitrite
Lineage: Eukaryota; Metazoa; Arthropoda; Thecostraca; Balanomorpha; Balanidae
Exons: 2
Coding region: 262-729 (155 amino acids)
Source: RefSeq, a predicted model, not a curated record